This is a messenger RNA of Trichogramma pretiosum, 1032 nucleotides long. Its product is annotated as speckle-type POZ protein A-like. Gene Ontology annotation, molecular function: ubiquitin protein ligase binding. Gene Ontology annotation, cellular component: cytoplasm; nucleus. The transcript has a single exon. NCBI's taxonomy places the organism in Eukaryota, Metazoa, Arthropoda, Insecta, Hymenoptera, Trichogrammatidae. The record is from RefSeq and is a predicted model, not a curated record. Gene Ontology annotation, biological process: proteasome-mediated ubiquitin-dependent protein catabolic process; regulation of proteolysis. Bases 1 to 1032 code for a protein of 343 amino acids.
AUGUUAACCAUCAACGAGGCCAAGUGCUACACGAAAGUCGACAAAAAGGAGUUCGUGUUCACGUGGGUGAUAAGCGACGUCAUGCUGCACUGGAGCAAGCAAAAAUCGUCGACGCUGACGUCGCCCGCGUUCAACAUCGAUCCCGACGAUCACAGAAGAUUCGAGCUGAGCUUGAUCAGGCUCUACGACUCGUGCGAUCACACGACUCAGGAGAGGCUGGACGUGUACUGCGUGAACAACAGCGCCGAGCUGCCGUGCAGGUGCAAGCUGUCGCUCGUCGGCCAGGACGACAGGAUCGGCUACGCGCAGACGCACUAUCACACGUUCCUCAAGUACUCGCCCGUGCUCGUAUUCGACAUUCCGCGCAACAGAUUCAUCGGUUGCGUCUCCAGCGAGGGCUCGGUCACGAUUCGCUGCGAGAUGACGUUCGCCGUCGGCGAUCGCAAGAACUCGCUGAACUACGAUCGUUGCAGCCGUCCGUUGAUCAGCGAGGAGGAAGAAGCGUCGACGGUACCGAGGUACGACUUCGACUGGGUGUUUCUCGGCCGGGAUCUGAGCGACGUCGCGCUGAGAACGGCCUGCGGAAAAACGAUACCGGCCCAUAAAGUCGUGCUCGCCGCCGUGAGUCCCGUCUUCAAGGCCAUGUUCAGCCAGGACGUGCCGGAGAACAAGAACAAACCGGUCGACAUGGCCGACGUCACUUACGAGGCCGCCGUGGAGAUGCUGCGUUACAUCUACACGGGCAGCGUCGAGUGUCAAGAAUUUUCAUCGACCGCCGAACUGUUGGAGGCUGCCGACAGGUACCAGCUCGAAGAGUUGAAAAAUAAGUGCGAGCAAUUGUUGAGCUCCAAGCUGUCCAUUAAGAAUUGCGUCGAGGCUCUCGCGAUAGCCGAUAGGCUGAAUUUGAAUCGUUUGAAAAAAGAUGCGAUAGAUAGCGUUAAACGUAAUAUACACGGACAUUCGAACUUUGAUAAUGCGGGCAAUAUGAUUCUCAAGAUGGCACAGUUUCUCUCGGAACAAUUUCAAAGUUGA